AUGCGCAUACCCUACACCGCGCCUCUACCCAGUCCUACAAUCAUACCAGCAUCGGCAUCGACUCUCUCGGGCGCCCUAACAGCACUAUCUGACUUCCUCACAGCUGCACCGUCAACCAACAGACAGAGUAAUGGCAAGACGGUGAUACUAUCCGGCGCUGGAAUCUCAGUGGCCUCAGGCCUCGCGGACUAUCGCGGGAGCAAUGGCACUUACACUUUGAACAAGACAUAUCGACCCAUCUACUUUCACGAAUUUUGUGCGAAUCACGAGGCCAGGAAACGGUAUUGGGCGAGGAGUUAUCUCGGCUGGACAAAUCUGCAUAAGAGCCGACCAAACAAGGCACAUUAUGCUGUUGGUCAGCUAGGAGAUCUAGGCAGGAUCUCGACUGUGGUGACACAGAAUGUGGACUCUUUCCACCCAAUGGCGCAUCCCACGCUUAGGACUCUAGAACUGCAUGGAUAUCUACGGAGUACUGUCUGCUUGAGCUGCAGGACCGAGUAUAGUCGUGAGAACUUUCAGAAGGAUCUUUCAGAUCUCAACCCUGCAUGGUCGGCUUUCCUGGCAGAGAUGCUGGAGUCCGGAGCCUUGAGCACAGAGAACCCGGAGGAGAGGCGAAGGAGAGGCCUGAAGACCAAUCCAGAUGGUGAUGUCGAUGUCCCUGGGGUCGAGUACGGUACCUUUCGCUACCCUGCUUGCCCUGUGUGCCUGAACAGUCCUCCAGACGGGACCAGAGUCGAGCAGGAUACGGACGGUGCUUGGCUGCCUUCCUCUACUGCUGGGAUCCUCAAGCCGGCCGUGAUAAUGUUCGGCGAGUCCAUCCCCAACCCUGUCAAAGUCGCUGUCGAGGAGGCGGUGGAUGAGGCGAGCAGGAUUCUGGUCCUCGGAUCGUCGUUAGCGACGUACUCCGCUUGGAGGCUGGUGAAGAGGGCCAAGGAGCAAGGUAUGCCGAUUGGUGUUUUGAACAUUGGUGGUGUUAGGGGCGAAGAGCAAUUCUUCUCUUCUUUGCCGUCAGAUGGCUCGGGCAAAGAAGGCGUGAGGUGCUCGCAGCCACUCGAGGAGGCUUUGCCAGCCCUUGUGGAAAGGUUGAUGCAGGGCACGAGCUUGCCUGUGAGCAACGAUAGAUCAUUUCAGCCUGCACCAUGGCGAUGA
Molecule: messenger RNA, 1149 nt
Organism: Recurvomyces mirabilis
Lineage: Eukaryota; Fungi; Ascomycota; Dothideomycetes; Mycosphaerellales; Teratosphaeriaceae
Exons: 1
Coding region: 1-1149 (382 amino acids)
Molecular function (GO): NAD+ binding
Source: RefSeq, a predicted model, not a curated record